Molecule: messenger RNA, 1314 nt
Organism: Dentiscutata erythropus
Lineage: Eukaryota; Fungi; Glomeromycota; Glomeromycetes; Diversisporales; Gigasporaceae
Source: the annotation of a GenBank genome assembly
AUGCAAAAAAUCUUUCAUUUUAACAAAGGCGGAGAUUCUCCAUAUCCUUGGGAUUUAGAAAAAAAAUACACCGUUUCUGGUGUUCUUGGUAAAGGUUCUUUUGCCGUGGUUAGAAGAUGCAAAGACAAACGAACCAAUAUUGAUUAUGCUCUUAAGAUAAUUUCGAAAAAAGUCAUAAAAGGAAAAGAGCAAAUGUUGACGACAGAACUAGAUGUUCUUAAACAAGUCGACCAUCCCAAUUUAGUAACCUUACAUGAUUUAUUUGAAACCAAGGAAAAUGUAUAUAUCAUCACCGAUCUUGCAAACGGUGGAGAAUUGUAUAAUCAACUUGAGCAAAAAGGACAUUAUACAGAAAAAGACGCUGCUCAUCUUAUAGAGCAAGUACUUCAAGGUGUUGCCUAUCUCCAUGAUAACGAUAUUGUUCAUAGAGAUUUGAAACCUGAAAAUCUCUUGUUCAGCGACGCAACUCCAAACUCUAAAUUAAUGAUCACUGAUUUUGGUCUUUCUAAAAUUCUAAAAAAUCAUGAUGAUAUAUUAAUGACUGCUUGCGGUACACCGGGCUACGUAGCACCUGAGGUCUUGAGCCAAAAAGGUUAUUCAAUACCGUGUGAUAUUUGGUCACUUGGUGUCAUUCUUUAUACUGUCUUAAGUGGAUAUACACCGUUUUGGGGUCAAGACCAAGCUGCCUUGUUUGACUCUAUUUUGAAAGGAAGGUAUGAUUUCGAUGAAGAUUAUUGGGAUCAUAUAAGUAAUGAAGCUAAAGAUUUAAUAAAUAAGAUGUUAACUUACAAACCGAGUGAACGAAUAACGGCACAUGAUGCUUUAAAACAUCCUUGGUUUGAGUAUGCUGCUAAAUUAACAGUUCCUCAAGCCAGCACACACACCGUUGUUCAAACUCGUGCUAAACUAAAGAAAGCAAUUCACGUUAUUCAAGGUGUGACUAGGAUGCGAAGAAUAAGUAAAGCUCGUGUAGAUAAUCACAAUAAUCACAAUAAUAUGUUUGAUGAUUAUACAAAUGGAAUUAUUGGUGUCGGGGUUGGGCAUGAGAUAAAUACUAUCGAAGAAAAUAAUGAAUCAGAUCCUAGUGUUUCAAUUCUACCAUUAGGAAGUUCUAGUUUAUUUGGAACGAAUCUUCCCACCGCUGGAAUUAAUAAUUACCCUAUUUCUGGAUCUUCGAAUCAAACACAGCCUGUUGGUUUUUUUAUGCACAGCAAUAAAUUAGAAAUAGAUAUUGCACAUUUGGAUUUAACAAACUUGCCACAAUCUGAUGAAAUUAAUUCAACUCCUUCAACACCAACCGUUCGAGUACACUAA